Gadus macrocephalus (Pacific cod) is the source of this 6771-nucleotide messenger RNA. RefSeq names its product WNK lysine deficient protein kinase 4a (gene wnk4a). Lineage: Eukaryota; Metazoa; Chordata; Actinopteri; Gadiformes; Gadidae. Gene Ontology annotation, biological process: positive regulation of sodium ion transmembrane transporter activity; renal sodium ion absorption; monoatomic ion homeostasis. The transcript has 20 exons. Gene Ontology annotation, molecular function: ATP binding; chloride channel inhibitor activity; protein serine/threonine kinase activity. Gene Ontology annotation, cellular component: cytoplasm; cytosol. The coding region runs from base 216 to 4997 and encodes 1593 amino acids. The record is from RefSeq and is a predicted model, not a curated record.
CCGAGAGGGGCGGAGCCGAGCGCUCCGCUGCGCUCUAGCGCGGCGCUGGGGCGCAGCUGAUAAUAACAGUCGGCUGCCAGAGGUUACCUUUAUAACCGAGCACUGCCAGCGGGAGAGAGGAUUACUUUAUUCAAGACCACCAUGUGUUAAUUACAAGUUUCGAGAUUCCGUUUCUGCACCGAGGUCCAAUUAAAGGGGACCCUGACGUUAAAACAAUGUCGCGCGCCGAGAUGGAAAUACCGGGACGCGGUUUCCCGGGUCUGUCGGUGGACAUGUCCGAGGGGGACUGCCUGUCCCGGGUGUCAGUGUUCAUGCCCCACGGUCUAGGUGCACGGCGGAACUCCUAUGGCUUGCAUAAAAUCACCAUGGACAUCGACUCCCCGCUGUACAGCGGGGUCCUGUCCAAGGCGCUGUCAUGGUCCGCCGAGAACAUACUGUCGCUCCCAGAGUCCCGGGCCGAGGAGGAGGCGGGUAAGACGGACGACUCGCCCAAGUCCCCGUCCAAGUCACCGUCCCCCUCCCCAACCUCGAGCAUCUGCACCGUCGCCUCCCUCACGCCCCACUGCAGCGCAGCCUCGGAGGCUGUCCUGCUCACGGACACCUGGGCCUCCGUCCCGGCCUCCUCCUCUUCCGUCCCCCAGGAUGCGAGCUCGGACUCGGACACCGAACUCCACGUCCCCCACAGCAAACCGCACAAGGUGCUGUCGCGGCUCCCCUACCAGAGCAAGAGGGAGCAGGAUGAGAAAGAGGAGAUCGAGACCAAAGCUGUGGCCACUUCGCCCGAUGGAAGAUAUCUCAAGUUCAACAUCGAGAUCGGAAGGGGUUCGUUCAAGACCGUCUAUAAAGGGCUGGACACGGAGACCACGGUGGAGGUGGCGUGGUGUGAGCUACAGACGCGAAGGUUGACCAAGGCGGAGCGCCAGCGGUUCAGCGAGGAGGUGGAGAUGCUGAAGGGGCUGCAGCACCCCAACAUCGUCCGCUUCCACGACUCCUGGAAGUCGACGGUGAAGGGACACAAGUGCAUCCUGCUGGUCACCGAGCUCAUGACCUCCGGCACCCUCAAAACGUACUUGAAGCGCUUCAAGGAGAUGAAGCUGAAGCUGCUCCAGAGCUGGAGCCGACAGAUCCUCAGGGGGCUCCACUUCCUGCACACCCGCACCCCCCCCAUCAUCCACCGGGACCUCAAGUGUGACAACAUCUUCAUCACCGGGCCCACGGGCUCUGUGAAGAUCGGUGACCUUGGCCUGGCCACGCUCAAGAGCGCCUCCUUCGCUAAGAGCGUCAUCGGAACGCCAGAGUUCAUGGCGCCGGAGAUGUACGAGGAGAAGUACGACGAGGCGGUGGACGUGUACGCCUUGGGGAUGUGCAUCCUGGAGAUGGCCACCUCAGAGUACCCCUACUCCGAGUGCCAGAACGCCGCUCAGAUCUACCGCAAAGUCACCAGCGGGAUAAAGCCUGAGAGCUUUUCCAAAGUUAAAGUCCCGGAGCUCAAAGAGAUCAUUGAAGGCUGUAUUCGCAACGUUAAAGAAGAGAGGUACACCAUCCAAGACCUGCUGGACCACGCCUUCUUCCAGGAGUACAACGGCGUGCACGUGGAGCUGGCGGAGGAGGACGACAUGGUGAAGUCGGGCCUGAAGCUGUGGCUGCGCAUGGACGACACCAAGAAGCUCCACGGGAAGUACAAGGACAACAACGCCAUCGAGUUCCUGUUCGAGCUCUACAAGGACGUGCCGGAGGAGGUGGCCCAGGAGAUGGUGGUGCUGGGCUUCGUGUGCGAGGGGGACUUCAAGCUGGUGGCCAAGGCCAUCCGGGACCGGGUCACCAACAUCAAGCGGCACCGAGAGAAGCUGCGGCGCGUGGCCGAGGAGCAGAGCAGGCAGCUGGGGAGGAGGAGGAAGGACGAGGAGGAGCAGCAGCAGCAGCAGCAGCAGCUGCUGCAGGCGGCCCCGGAGGAGGACAGGAUCCUGGAGGGGAGCCCCGCACCCCCCUGCCGCACCCCCACGCCGUGCCAGACGCCCCCGGCGGCGGGCGGCUCGGCGGACUCGGGGCUGGCGGCGGCGGCGGCGGAGGAGCCGGAGCCGGACCAGCUCGUCCACAGCCGCCACAACAGCUGCUCCUCGGCUAACUCCGACUGCGAGAUCGACUGCUUCCUGAACUCCUCGGGGCUCCAGGAGGCCCUGGAGGCUGAGGGGCCCGAGACCCCCCCCAUGGCCCCCCCAGCGCGGCCGGGCACGUCGCCUGGCAACGGGCUCCCCAUGCCCAGCCUCCGCUUCCCCUCGAGCAUUGCGGUAUCCAGCAACACAGAACAUGGCAACCCGCCAAGCGGCUUCAACUCUCCUGUGGACAGCUACGCCUCUGAUGUCACCUCGGGGCUGAGUGACGGCUACGAGGGCCUAUCGGAGAAGAGCGGCAAAGCGGAGGUGAGGCGGACGGGGGGCAAACUGUUCCGGAGGCGGGCGCGGUCACGCCUGCGAAUCACUGGGCUCUCUGACAAGGUGGACCGCGUGGUGGAGUGUCAGUUGCAGACCCACAACGACAAAAUGGUGACCUUCAAGUUUGACCUGGACGGAGAUAACCCCGAGGACAUCGCCGGGGUCAUGCCCAACCUGCUCACCCACAGCCUGGCCCGGACGCAGUCCUCGUCCUCCCUGCCUGAAUAUGUGGCUGCCCGUGUCUCUUCUGUGUCUGUGUCUGUGUGUGUGUGUGUGUGUGUGUGUGUGUGUGUGUGUGUGUGUGUGUGUGUGUGUGUGUGUGUGUGUGUGUGUGUGUGUGUGUGUACACCCCUGUGCCUACGUGCAUGUCUGCAUGCUGUAGACUACAGCCUGGGGGUCCCCCCGUUGCCCCCCUCCCGGGGGGACCCCUCAGACGUUACCUCAGCGGGGAGACACCGGGGGCGCUCUCAGUCUUUCCGCAGCAGCAAAGGCUCUCCGCAACACCACCACCACCACCACCACCACCACCCGUCCUCCCUGCUGCCCCAGAACCACCAGCAGCACCAGCAGCAGCAGCAGCACCAGCAGCAGCAGCACCAGCACUACCAGCUACCCUACAUGGGGCACACACACUUCCCCUUCCCCUACCCCGCCCCACCGGGCUCCCCACAGCCAGAGCUGGGGCUCCAGUACCCCCAGCACACACACUCACCCCUCACCCGUGUGGCCAGCAACCCCACCUUCCCCACCACGGACUCGCCGUCCUCGGGGUCCCCCAGACAGACCCCCGGGACCAUGACCCCCCCGGGGCCCCAGCAGCACGCCAACAUGUGGCCCGCCCACUCGCAGCCCCUCUUCUCCCUGGCCAACGUCAUCUCCAUGGCGAUGAGCAUGGCGCAGUCCUUCAUCCCCGCGUCGGGCCAGGGCCUCGCGGCCAUGCCGGGGUACCACCCGCAGCUGGCCCAGCACCCCCACGGGCCCCACAUGGGGGGCCCCUCGGGCUACGCGCCGCAGUUCCCGUCCCCCCCCCCCACGGAGGGCCACUACCCCGGGGAGGGGGACUUGUGCUUCAGCCCCGAGCCCCCGCAGUACCAGGGGGACGGGGGCGGGUUCCCCGGCUGGACCAGCCCCGCCUCGCCCCCGACCAGCUGCUCCACGCCCUCCACGCCGCCCCGGGGCCCCCAGGAGGGCCGCGGUGGCCCCCGCCCCGACGGCUCUCCCCCCCUGGUCCAGGACGACCUGGGAGGCGGGGGGCGACUCCACAUCCACGAGGACCACCCUUACUCCGCCCCGCUGCCGCCGCCGCCGCCCCCCCAGGCCCAGGCCCAGAGCUCCAGCUCGGGCUCGGAGCCCCGGUCCUCCUCCAGCCUGUCCCCCUCCCCCCCGGAGAGCCCGGAGAGCACGUUAUCGUCCGUCAGCCCCCAGUGUCGCCCUCCGGUGUCCCAGAGGACCGCCAGUCCUCCCAGACCCACGGCCCCCUCCACGGACCCUCCCGCUGCUGAACGCCGACCCGGGCCGGUGACGGUGGGCCGCUUCCAGGUGACCCCCAGCUCGGAGGCCGUCGCCACGGCAGCAAGACCCUCAGCGGUCCCCCUGGCCAGACCCCCUACGGCCCCCGGGGCCCGACCAACGACGGCCCCUGGGGCCAGAACCCCUACGGUGCCCGGGGCCCGAGCCACGGCGAUCCCAGGGGCCCGACCGGGAGGCGGCUCCAGCAGCUCCUCGUCCGAGAGCAGCACCGAGGAGCAGGGCGGCUCGGAGACCAGCCUGGGCACCUCCCUCACCAUGUCCCCCCCGCAGCCCUGCCCCGUCAGACCCCCGACCCAGGACGGCCGCAACGCCGCCGCCGCAACCGCCGCCGCCGCCGCCGCCCCGGAGCACGGCCAGGCCGCCGCCGCCGCCGACGACGAGGAGGACGACGACGAAGAGGAAGGAGGGGGAGGGAGGCCCGCGGAGACGAAGGAGCGUCCGCGGGCGACGCAGGCCGGGAGCGCCAGGAGGCGGAGCCGCAAGCGCACGUGCAGCCUGAGCCUGCUGGGCACGUCGGCGGACAGCGGGCUGUCGGUGACGGCGGCGGACGCCGAGGGCGGCGGCCGGCUCUGGGACGGGGGCUCGGGAAGCCCCCAGUACACCAACGCGCUGCACCACCUGUGGACCAUGACGUACAGCCGCAGCGCGCCCUACGUCAGCAGCGACGACACGGAGAGCAGCGAGAGCGAGAUGCUGGAGGAGCUGCAGGAGCUGCGGGAGAAACACCUGUCGGAGGUGCAGACCCUGCAGGCGGCCCAGAAGAGGGAGAUCGAGGAGCUGUACGCCAAGAUGGGGAAGGUGCCCCCCCCGGGCAUUGUGUCCCCCGCCGCCAUGCUGUCCAACCGCCAGCGCCGGCUGUCAAAGAGCAGUGGCGUGCCCCCCUCGCGGCGGAACAGCCUCCAGCGCGUGGACAUGGGCCCGCUCCAGGGCAUCAUCAGGAGGAACUCCCUGGGCGGCGGCAGCAGCAGCAGCAGCUGCUCACAGGACAAACCAAGCAAAGGGGUGACCUUCUCCACGGACAUCAAUAGAAUGUAAGAACCUUCAGCCCAGCAAGCUUUCACAUCCGGACUACCUCAUCCGAGUAAUGACUGCAGCGGUCAAACGGAUCCUUACGCUCAUUCUCAAUCGGUUCACUGACACCAGAAAGUGAUUCCUGUCAUCUCUGAAGACAAUACAAGCCCUCGAACACAAGGCACUGUCACUGUCAACAGGCAUUCAUCGCCACAAUCUCUACAUCUUAUUGACACAGGAACCAAAGCCGCCUAGAUUGGGACCGGUGAAUUCAUUGCAAAGGUGGCUAUCAACUACCUACUAAACUAUUCACGUGGUUAUCUCAAGACUUGGACCAAACCAAAAAACAAAAGGAGAGCUGAUCUCAUGUGAAUUUGCUUUAAACAGAUUACUGAACCGUGUGUUCAAUUCCACGUUAGUGUUUUGUGAAUAUGGAGGGAUCAAAGCUUCUGUAUUAAGCCAACUCGAUUUAUUUUCUAUUUCUUCUUGUUUCUGUCUCACUGCCGUUGUCCCCUGCUGACGUUUGACUGACCGUGGUAAAGGUUUGGGAUAAUGAGAGGCAACGUGCUGCAGUCUAUUUAUGAAAAAGUGCUUUCUGAGUGUAGCCUCUGUGGACAACAAUAUUAUUUGUAUAGUUAAUGCCUUCCUAUUACUGAAAAGAGAUUGUACAUUUUAGCCUAAUUACAUGUUGAUCACAUGUAUUUCGAAAAGCUUUAUCAUGCAUUACUUAGUCUAAAAGGUAUUUGUGGGGAUAUUUUAUCAAGCACAAGGGGUUCAGGAUAUUGAGGCUUAGCUAGGAUUCUGAUAUAUGUACUCGCAGCAGACUUCUGUUGAGUAGUCUUGGGAGACCAUUGUGAUCUUGUGGGUUCCCAUUAUGUUCCUCUCUGAGGAUUAGGAUGUGAUCUGUUGAGCGCGUCAACACCCAAUGGAGACGCUGACAAUCAGCACUCUGAAGGUGUGUGCUUAACCGUGUGAGUUUCAUCUGUUAUCCUUCUCCUAGAUUAAGAUCAUUGUAUAGCUUUUAGAUAAAAUAGAACAAUUUAAAUGGCAAUAAAAAAACUGGACUUUUCUUAAAUAGCGAUGGAACAAAUUGUUUUGUUUUUAUUUUAUUUGGGAUUUGACCGCUGGCCUUCCCUUUGUAAUGUGUAUUUUUGCAUUAUUUAAAAUAUUUUUGCUUAUAGCCUUAUGAGGAAACUAAAGAUCUUUUCAACUAUGUAUUUCUUGCGUAAGCAAAAUCAACUGACUUGUUGCCUGAUAGAUUAAGCACCUUCCGCACUUUAGUCCUUUAUAUUUGCUCUUAUACGUGUACAAUAACGUGUAAAAUAAUAUGGGACAACAAAUGUGUUCUGGUUCGUUUAAUCUUUUUCCUCUUGGGGUGUCUUUUCUUCACAGAGAACUCAAUUAUAUUAUUCCAAAUGGAUGAAACAAAAUGUUGUGUAUACUUCCACUAUAUGAACUGCAAUCCCAAGGUUAAAGUUUGCUAGUAUUUUGUUGUAUAUAGAGAUCUUUAAAAGCUGUGAACCUCUAGCCGUUGCCUUAGUUACAUGAAACACUCCCCUCCCUCCAGAUAUCUGUUUUAAGAUUUCCGUAAUAUAUUCAAAAGAGAACCUUAUGCAUCUCUACAUUUUAAAUGUAAAUAUUGAAUUGUAUUUCUCUUUAAUGCUGCUGUCCUUUCAGGCUGAAUCUGUGCCUUUCUUUUUGGGAUGUCUUAUUUUAUAUCGUAACCCAUGACAUUGGAGGCUGGAUCAAGCUCCAUGAAUUAUAUUUUGAGAAAUUGAAUAAAUGUUAUUGCAAUUAC